Molecule: messenger RNA, 474 nt
Organism: Macrobrachium nipponense
Lineage: Eukaryota; Metazoa; Arthropoda; Malacostraca; Decapoda; Palaemonidae
Exons: 1
Coding region: 1-474 (157 amino acids)
Biological process (GO): DNA integration
Molecular function (GO): nucleic acid binding
Source: RefSeq, a predicted model, not a curated record
AUGUAUUGGCCAGGAAUUUCAGCAGAGAUUAGACAAUAUGUGGAAUCAUGUGAUGUGUGUACCAGUUACUCCUAUAAACAGCCUGAAGAGCCACUACAUCUCCAUGAAGUACCUUCUUGCCCUUGGCAAAAAGUAGGAUCUGAUAUGUCUACUAUUGAAGGAAGAAACUACCUAGUCACAGUUGAUUACUGCAGUAAUUUCUUUGAAGUUGAUUAUCUGCCAGAAACUACAUCUGAUGCUGUGAUCACUAAAUUAAAGCAUCAUUUUGCUUGUCAUGGCAUUCCGGAUACUUUGAUUUCAGAUAAUGAUCCACAAUAUUCUUCUCAUCUGUUUGAUGAUUUUGCUCGAAAGUGGGGAUUUUGUCAUGAGCCUAUAAGUCCAGGGAAUAGCAAAACUAACGGUGCAGCUGAAGCGGCAGUUAAAAUUGCAAAAAAUCUAAUGAAAAAGUGUAAGAAAGCCAAAGAAGAUCCAUAA